AUGUCAAUAGUCCACAUAGUUCUGUUCAAACUCAAGUCCUCACUGAGCGACUCUGAGAAGAAAGAGUUCUGCGAUGACAUGCUCUCUUUAAGAGGCAACUGUGUCCACCCGACGUCUCAGAAGCCGUAUAUUGUCGCAGCUUCGGGUGGCGUCGACAACAGUCCGGAGGGAGCACAGGGAGGCUUCACCCACGGGUUCGUCGUCGAGUUCGCUUCCAAGGAAGACCGAGACUACUACGUCUCACAUGACCCCGCUCAUCAAGCCUUUGUGAAGAAGAAUAGUCCCCGGUUUGAGGAUGUCAGAGUGAUUGAUUAUGAGAAGGGGGUGUAUUGA
Molecule: messenger RNA, 333 nt
Organism: Capronia epimyces CBS 606.96
Lineage: Eukaryota; Fungi; Ascomycota; Eurotiomycetes; Chaetothyriales; Herpotrichiellaceae
Exons: 3
Coding region: 1-333 (110 amino acids)
Source: RefSeq, a predicted model, not a curated record